Oncorhynchus mykiss (rainbow trout) is the source of this 1907-nucleotide messenger RNA. RefSeq lists its product as uncharacterized. Gene Ontology annotation, cellular component: nucleus. Gene Ontology annotation, molecular function: RNA polymerase II cis-regulatory region sequence-specific DNA binding; DNA-binding transcription factor activity, RNA polymerase II-specific. NCBI's taxonomy places the organism in Eukaryota, Metazoa, Chordata, Actinopteri, Salmoniformes, Salmonidae. Gene Ontology annotation, biological process: regulation of transcription by RNA polymerase II. The record is from RefSeq and is a predicted model, not a curated record.
GGCGAUGCUGCUGAUGUGACGUAUAAUCUAGUGGACGGAACGCUUCUUUCAACAGCAACAACAGUUAGUCAGACACCUCGGUAGCUUGCUAGACAAAAUAGACGAACCAAUAAAGAUCUUUAGAGGCUUUAGUGUUUAUUAGCCACUAGGUUUUAAACACACUUCUGUCGUCUUGUUAGUUAUCCCAUUUACGGCGUUGUUAUUAUUGGUCUUCUAGCUGGCUGGUUAAGUUAGCAUUAGCAUAGCUAGCUAACAUCUCCGACAAUGAGUUCACUAAACUACUCUCCUGAUAAAGAAGAGGAGGUCUGCUGGACGGAGGAAGAGGGUCUCAUGAAAGAGGAAGAGGAGGCAGUUACAAUACAAAAACAAGUAGAGGGUGAGGCUGUUACCGUGAAAGAAGAAGAGAAAGACGUUUCAGUGAAAGAAGAGGAAGACUCGUUCAGAGUGAAAGAGGAGGAGGAUGUUACAGUAAAAGAAGAGGAGGAAGAUAAAGAGGAGGAGAUGACUGUCACGUCGAAAAAGGAGGAGGAAGAAGAUGAGGAAACUGAAUAUCUGGGCCCGGUUUCCCAAAGGCAUUUUAAGGCAUCCAAUGGUUCUAACGAUGAAGUUAGCAGUAAGAUGGUUUUGAGAAACCGUUCCUCGAUUAACACUAGAGAGAGACGUGACAAUCGUGGAUCCACUGGGGAGCCUCAACAACCUCACGAAGCUGACGAGGCAGACAAGAAUCUCUCCACAUCAGAACAUCUCAAGCGGAAACCCACAGGGAGGAAAUCUCUCCACUGCUCUGACCGUGGGAAGAGUUACUCAAUAUCAGGUUCACUGAAAGUGCACCAGAGAUUUCACACAGAAGAGACAUCUCACUGCUGCUCUGACUGUUGGAAGAGAUUCACCUCUUCAGCAGAGCUCAAAAGACAUCAGAGAAUCCAUACAGGAGAGAAACGUAAUAGCUGUGAUCAAUGUGGGAAGAGUUUUAAUGCUCCAAGCAGCCUGAAAACACACCAGAGAAUACACACAGGAAAGAAACCUUAUAGCUGCUCUGACUGUGGGAAGACCUUUUCAAAACUAUAUACAUUACAAUCACACCAGAGAAUUCACACUGGAGAGAAACCCCAUAGCUGUGAUCAAUGUGGGAUGAGUUUUACAACAUCUAGUCAUCUGACUAUUCACCAGAGAACACACACAGGAGAGAAACCUUAUAGCUGUGAUCAAUGUGGGAAGACAUUUUCCAAAUUAUAUACAUUACAAUCACACCAGAGAAUUCACACAGGAGAGAAACCUCAUAGCUGUGAUCAAUGUGGGAUGAGUUUUACUACAUCUAGCAAUCUGACUAUUCACCAGAGAACACACACAGGAGAGAAACCUCAUGGCUGUAAUCAAUGUGGGAAGAGUUUUGUUACAUCCAGCAAUCUGACUAUUCACCAGAGAACACACACAGGAGAGAAACCUUAUAGCUGUAAUCAAUGUGGGAAGAGUUUUGUUACAUCCAGCAAUCUGACUAUUCACCAGAGAACACACACAGGAGAGAAACCAUAUAGCUGUAAUCAAUGUGGAAAGUGUUUUGCUCAUGCAGGCAACCUGGUAGCACACCUGAGAAUACACACUGGAGAGAAACCUUAUAGCUGUGAUCAAUGUGGGAAGAGUUUUACUUCAUCUAGCCAUCUGACUACACACCAGAGAACACACAGGAGAGAAACCUCAUAGCUGUCAUCAAUGUUGGAAGAGAUACUCUGAUAAAAUAUCUGUGAUUUAAACAUCAGAAAAUACAUUUAUGAAGGACUUGUUUCAUGAAAUCAGUGAAAUAAUGUCACAAUGUAGAAUGUUUUAACAUUGUAGUAGGAGUGUUCUAAUGAUGUCACAAUGUAGAAUGUUUUAACAUUGUAGUAGGAGUGUUCUAAUGAUGUCACAAU